UCCGUGUUCGGUAUAGUUUAGAGGCAGUUAUUCGCUUUACUCCGUGUUGUCGACUUCAGUGUUAUUGUCGAGUGGAGCCGCGCCGCGGAGGUCGCGCCAUACGUUCGGAUCACGCCACCGCGUCCUUUUGUAAUUUAAACGUUCGUUUUCCGAUGAGUUAAGUGAGGUUCUAUAGGCAUUUGUUUGUGUCACGCACUUUGAGGAAUAACUGUAGUUGCAACGAUGUCGGCUUUUAACGUGGUACUGGGGUGCGUGAUGGCGCUUCUACUUAUUCUGUUCACAAUAAGUUCAAUCGCGAGGUACUAUAUAAAGUUCACAAUAUUCACGGUGUUGUGUUUGAUAUUCGCGACCGCUCCAAUGCCAUUGAUGUUGUUCAGACCAUUUAGUCCGAAGAAUGCUCUGAUACCAGCAGCACUGUUACGAAUCUCCGCGCGGAUGCUCGGCCUUCGCUGGAAAGUGCGGGGGUUAGAGAAUGUGGACAACUCGCGCGGAGCUGUAAUUUUGUUAAAUCAUCAAAGCGCCCUAGACCUUUACGUUCUCGCGGUGUUGUGGCCGCUUAUGGAAAGGUGCACGGUUGUGUCUAAACGCUCCCUGCAAUACCUGGUGCCGUUUGGAACUGCCACCUGGCUCUGGGGCACAGUGUUUAUAGACAGGGGGGCACAGUCCGCGCGCGAGGCCCUGAACAAGCAAGCAGAGGCUAUUCAAGUUCAUAAGCGGAAAUUGCUGCUGUUCCCGGAGGGCACGCGUCAUUCCGGUGACAAGUUGUUGCCAUUCCGCAAAGGCGCGUUCCACGUGGCGAUGAGCGCGGGCGCCCCUAUACAACCGGUUGUCGUUUCCAAGUACCACUUCCUCGACUCCGACCGACACCGUUUUGGGUCAGGAGAAUAUAUUAUUACUGUAUUGCCCUUGAUUGAGACUAAAGACUUGGGAAAAGAUGACAUAACUUCACUAGUCGAGAAGACUCAGAUGAAAAUGCAGGAAGAGUUCGCGAGGAGUUCGUCGGAGACACUCCCGCGCCGUGUCCUUCGGUCUAGAGCCGAUUAAAUGGCAAAUUAAUGGGUAUUGCGGGAAUUAUGUACCCAAGUGUAAAAAAGCUGUGAUAAACAAAGUAAUAGAAAGAACUACAUUAUUUACUGAUGAAACUUCGAUGUUGAAAGUUGUGUUAUAAGUAUGUAUUUAUUAUACAAUAAAUUUAGUUAAAAACAUAAAAA
Manduca sexta (tobacco hornworm) is the source of this 1211-nucleotide messenger RNA. It is a transcript of the gene Agpat2, whose product is annotated as 1-acyl-sn-glycerol-3-phosphate acyltransferase alpha. The record is from RefSeq and is a predicted model, not a curated record. Gene Ontology annotation, biological process: phosphatidic acid biosynthetic process. The coding region runs from base 223 to 1044 and encodes 273 amino acids. Gene Ontology annotation, cellular component: membrane; endoplasmic reticulum. NCBI's taxonomy places the organism in Eukaryota, Metazoa, Arthropoda, Insecta, Lepidoptera, Sphingidae. The transcript is spliced from 8 exons. Gene Ontology annotation, molecular function: 1-acylglycerol-3-phosphate O-acyltransferase activity.